This is a messenger RNA of Mya arenaria, 7308 nucleotides long. RefSeq names its product ELAV-like protein 3. Lineage: Eukaryota; Metazoa; Mollusca; Bivalvia; Myida; Myidae. Gene Ontology annotation, molecular function: RNA binding. The record is from RefSeq and is a predicted model, not a curated record. Gene Ontology annotation, cellular component: ribonucleoprotein complex. The coding region runs from base 362 to 1477 and encodes 371 amino acids. The transcript has 8 exons.
UUGUGUUUUCACAUCUAUAUUUGAUUUUAUUUAGUUGAUUAAUAAACCAUCUCUAUUGGAAUCGUUUUGUUGUUCUUGUUCCUUUAAGUAGAUGUAGUUUCUUGUCUUGUUAGACAUGUUCUUGUUGAAUUUGCUGGUUUGAAUUCAUUUGUUAAUAAGCACGCCAUUUUCUUUUGGUUCCAUUAUUUUCUGAAAGUCUGUCAAUAGUGAAAAUACACCUCUGGCAAUCUGACACUAUUCGUUUAUUGAAAAUAGGACUUUUAACACUCAAACUUUGGCAGUGGAUACACUAAACCAUCAAAAUUCUUCCAAUAAAUAACAUACCCGUGGUGUACCAGAAUCCAUUUGCGCAGAUGCAGAAAUGAUGUCCCUUAAAAAGAUCACGCAACCUCUGGAGCUGACUCCAAUGGAUCACGCACUAUUGCACCAACACCACCAACAGAGCGCGCUGCACCAGAAUGGGGGAACUACGUCGCCCGCGUCCACGGAAUCACUCGGUGAGGACGGAUGUUCGAAAACGAAUCUCAUCGUCAAUUAUUUGCCACAGACGAUGACACAAGAAGAAAUCAAGGCCCUGUUCUCAAGCAUCGGAGAGGUCGAGAGCUGUAAACUCAUCAGAGACAAGCCAACAGGUAAUGGCCAGUCACUAGGCUAUGGAUUCGUUAACUACAAGAAUCCACCAGAUGCUGACAAGGCAAUCAACACACUGAACGGGCUCCGCCUCCAGAACAAGACCAUCAAAGUCUCGUUGGCUCGUCCGAGUUGUGAAUCUAUAAAGGGAGCAAAUCUCUAUAUCAGUGGCUUGCCUAAGUCCCUAACGCAGCUGGAUUUAGAAAAACUUUUCUCCAGUUGUGGGCAGAUAAUAACUUCCAGAAUUCUUUAUGACCAAAACACAGGCCUUUCCAAAGGUGUAGGCUUCAUCCGGUUUGACCAGCGCUGUGAGGCUGAACGUGCCAUACAAAAGCUCAACGGGACGAUACCAGAGGGUGCCACUGAGCCAAUCACUGUGAAGUUCGCCAACUCACCGAGCUCCAACAAGAAUGCUCUUCCGACACUCGCGCUAGCACCGUACUUGUCGCCGACACGUCGUUUCCUUGGACCAAUCCAUCACCCAUCCUCGGGAAGAUUCAGGUACUCGCCUCUAGAGAGUUCCCUGCUGGGAACCAGCACCAUCCUCCCGUCAACCACUCCCACCACGAGUAGCACCAUCUCCGGAGCCGGCUGGUGUAUCUUUGUGUACAACCUUGCACCCGAGACUGAGGAGAAUGUCCUCUGGCAGCUCUUUGGGCCAUUUGGAGCAGUUCAGAGCGUGAAAGUCAUCCGCGACUUCCAGACACAGAAGUGCAAAGGAUUCGGAUUCGUCACCAUGAGCAACUACGACGAAGCACUCAUGGCCAUACAGAGCUUGAACGGCUUUGCGCUUGGGAAUAGGGUGUUGCAAGUCUCCUUCAAGACAAAUAAAAUGAAAUUGAUGUAAAGUUGGGACAUCCUGAGAUUGCUUGAAUAAUGUUCUAGUCAGUUGUUGUCAGGAUAUAUUUUGUUGCUAUGGAAACAUGAAUAUGGCCAGACUAAGGGGUUUGUCUAGUCAUUUUUUUAUCGUUAAAAGCAGUCGAGUUACAAAGUGAGGGAUGCUAUUUUGUUUUACUAGGAGGGGAUUAUUAUCUUUAUGAAUCUCAGAUUGAUGUGCAAUAGAUGUAAAUCUCCUCUCUCUGCAUGUUUGCGUUUCUAUAGCAGCAGAUGUUGGCAGGCUUAAUAAAGUUGAAAUCCAUUGAUGUGCUGUUUUAAAGAUACACUGUUAAAUAUAAGUUAUUAUGACCAGGCUUAUGAACAUUGGUCUUAAAUGCUUCUAAAAAUGUACAAUCUGGUCUUACAGAGCUUUUAUCAGGCUAAGGUAUUUUGUAUGUAUAUUUUUGCACCACUGUUGAAUUGCUCAGAACUGGCAGUCGUACACUGCAGUUUUUCAAAUUUUUUCUGACUGAUUAUUCAAUUCUGUGAUUUAAUGAAUUGUUAAUUAUAUACAGCUUGAAAAGCUAACAAAUCAGGUUAAAACAUGGUUAUUUAUGAGUAUAUGGCAUUCAGAUUGAAUGGUUUAUUUCUGUUGAGUAAAUUUUUUUAUACGCCAAUUAAAGGGAAUAAUGUACAGAGAAAGUAAAAGCAAGGACAGUUAAAAUCAUGUUACAUAAAAAAAAAAAAAGUAUGUAAUUUCCAAGCUAAUUGUGUAUCAAUUAUUUUUUUUUACAAUAAUGCAAUUUGAUAAAUGAAUGAAACAGUGUUAUAAUGUAAUUAUAAUUAGGUGUGUCACUGUCCUUAUGAAAUUAAAUGAUUUCAUACUUGGAAUAUACAAAGGGGCUUUAAGCUUGUAUAAUUUUAGAAGCAAAACAGAACCACAUUUCUAUAAAAUAUUGUUAUUGUUGAUUUUUAAAACCAAAUUGUUGAUAAAGUAAAUGCACCAAGUGAAUUUUUUUGUAAUAUUUGGUGUGAUUUUUAUGGUUUCUGAAACCGUGAGGAAAAUUGUAAUUGCUGGAAACUAUUUAUUAAUAGUAAAACCCAGAUCGGCUGGUUAGGUUUCUGUUCAUCCUAUUUAUUUAUAAGUAAACUUUAUUUGAGAGUGAUUAUAAUGAAUUAUGUAUGAUUUUGUGACUACAAUAUUUGUUUCUUUAUUAUUACUUCUGGGUUUUGUGAGUAACUUAUUCAAUGGUAGUUUUAGUUAAUUGUAUGUUUUAGAAGUAACAAAGUAUAUUUCCCUUUUCUUAUUAUUUAAAGAGUUGUGGUGUAACCAUGGUAGCGAGUGAUUCUGGAAUAUAUUGCCAUGAUUUAAUUCAUCAUAUCUUUUGAUUGUGACCUCUAUUGCAAUGGUUUCGUUAAAACCCCAAACAUAUCGAUGGAACCAACAACAUUUCACAUAUAUUAACUGAUGAUUUGUGGAUUUCUUUGCCAUUUAUUUUUACAAUGUUUUUAUUGAUCCUGUAUUAUGGUUGUUUCAUUAAUUUAUUUUAUUGAUGCAACAUGGUUGGCUUUCAAAUUUGCUCGGUGAAAGUUUUAGUGUUUUUACUUCAAAAUGGCUAGUUAUUUAAACCAUUUUUAGAUCAUUAAAACCGUUCAAAUUUAUUUUGCUCAUUUAAAGGGUGUGAACUGUUCUUAGCAUAGAAUUUUAAAGAUACAAAACCAUGACUUUUUUCACACCAAAUAAUCUGUCUCGCAGUUUUAUUGUGUUCAAUCUUAUUUUGUUUGUUUUAUCUUAUUUUCAUCAUAUCGUGGUGUGACGCUUUAUGUGUUGUGGAUACUUGAUUUUAGCUUUAAUUUUAUGUGUAUUUGAGAGUGUGUUUGUUCACUGUGUAAUUGAGUUCAAGCAUAUUUUCAAUCAUAACUUUAGUUGUCUGCAUUUUCGGUACAGCUAUUACAAUAGGUGUUCUUUCAGUUUCUUUUCUGUGAAAUUGUGUUCAUCUUUGGUUAACAUUUUGCAUGACAUUUUUCAGUUGAAAGCCAGGAAAAUGCACAAAUCAUCUCAAUAUAAAUGGUUUUCUUAAACAAAGUUUGACAGAAGGUUUUUUUGUUGACCAGAUUUAAAGGGCAAAUUUGAUACAUACAAGCUAGGCACCACAAUUCUAAACUCCGCUCAUAUGUUUCAUUCCCAUUUUGUUGAAUGUAGUACAGUGAUUAUUUAUCGCCAUAAACAAGUGCUUGGGUGUAUAUUUAUUUACAUUUAAGGCAAUUAGCAAUAAAUGGACUGUAAUUCUUAUAUUCUGUUAAGGCUGAUAAGGGUUAUUUUAAAUUUAAUUCUCAAUACGUAAGUUGCAAGAAGAGAUAAUCAUCUAAUUUAUGAUCAGUUAAUUUCAAAGAGCCAGCGCAUAAGAUACUGGUUACAAGCAUAAAUUUGAAAGGACAUUGACAGACAGUGAUCGAAAGUGACAAAUGCUGCUGAACUUAUACUUUGAAUUUUCUCAAAUAUCUCGACUAGUUUUAGAAGCAUUUUGCUCGUAUGUUUGUAUAACUUUGAUGUGCAGCAUCCAUUAUUUUUGGCAAGUAAGUUCUUCCAAAGUCAGUUUUUGAUAUUGACAAAUUUAGAUUGUUAAAUGUCUUCUGGGUUGUUCCAGUGUGAUUUAAUUUCACAUUAAAUGUGGCUGUUUUUCGUGUUACGGUCAGUGUUUUCUGUAGGAAAUAACAAUUUCUGCUUUCGUAUGCAGAUGAAUUUAGUCGAUGUAAAAUUGUUUUACAUAAAUGAUCUAAUUUAUACACUCAUCUCAUGAAUACUGGAAACAUUCCGUAAGCUGAGUCUGCAAGUAAAACUGAAUGACCAAAAGUGAUGACGUCAGGUGCAGGAAAAUACUGUCUAGAUGCAUCAAAAGCGCUUGCUCUAAUGCUACAUAAAUGCAAAAAAAAAUGUAUUUCAAAUAUGUUCAAUUGUCAUCUUGCAUCUAAACAGUAUUUAUUUCUGGACGGAAUGAAUUGGAUGUAUAUAUUCUUUCAGAUGUUGAUAUUCAGUUAAAACUUACAGGAAAUUUCAAGAUGAUUUUAUAGCCUGCUUUCUGUAAUUUUAACUGUUGUAUGAGAUCCGCUUUUGUAGGAAACUUUUCAAUAAUUUCUUAAAUAGAGUCCCAUUUAAUUGAUCUUUUUACAUGGUAUAUGUUGGGUAUAUUUUACACUGUACAUUUUUCUAAGGUUUUUUAAUACCAUAAUUAUGCAAUUUUUACACAGCAUCGUUAACAUAGCCAUGUUAUCUUUAUAACUUUAUAGAGUAUUAUUCACUUGGGAAAGGAUCUAUAUUUGAUGUGUAGAAUUCCUUUGAUUAUGUAAUUCAUCUAUUAAUUCCACCUUCUGUAAUGUUAAUUUCAAUUAAGUUGAUUAACCAAUUGCGUGCUAUUUUCCCCGAGUCUGUAUGAUGUGUGUUUUAACUCUAUCAGGGUUUGUUACAUUGUUGUGAUAUACGCAAUUUCAGUUUUUAAAGAUCCUUUCUCAAGUGAAACAGAUCAGAAGUGACCAAACUCUUGAAAAAAAUCAAUCAAUGUUUUAACAUUUCAUAGUGAAAUUUAAACAUUUGAAACACUACCUAAUUAAACCAUUUGAUAAUUGAAUUUUUGGAGUAUGGUCACUUAACAGUCAUGUGAACUAUGUAACAAAGAAAAUGGUCCAGUAAAUUUCAAUUCAUUCUCAUCAUUUUGUACACCAGAAAACACUUGACCAGCGUGGCAUUGAGGGUUAUGUAUUCCAGCCCACAUUAAUCAGGGGAUUGUCCAUUUUUCCAAAGAGAAAUAGGCUCUAAAUAUGGCUCAUGCAAUUUGUAAGCUAUGGAGAUAUUAAUUGUUCGAUUUUUCCCUUUAUAACAUUUCUGUUGAGAGGGCGCCCUUUCUUGAUGUAAAUUGAGGGCUUUAAUUCAUUCUAUCUCUAAAUUUUCUCAGAAAACAUUACUCUUGGUUAUGAGGUAUGAAAAACCAUACAAGUCAAGUCUAUUCUGAUGUAGGCUUCCCAUCCAAUCAUUUUCAUUCAUUUCCAUGGAAAUGGCAUUUUUCAUACCGGUCUUCUUCCAUAAAUGUUUUAGAGCAAUAAUUUAUUAAUGUUCAUAUCAGGAUAGUAAAAGUGUAUAAAGGCAACCAAGGUUAUGAUUGGAAUGUAGACCGCAUUAUCACUAUGACAUGGUUUGAGUGUUUGAGGUAGAUCUGGAUGUUACCUGCCUGUAGAGAGUAUAUAGCUUGAGCUCCUAUGGUCCAUGCAGUUUUAGAUGCAAAUUGUGUGGAGAUUGGUUGCAUGGACAUUCCUUUUGGGAAUGAAUAACAUUGCUACUGAAUACACGAUCAGGCGCUUUAAGAAUAUUUGCAUCUCAAAUUUGCAUUGAUUAUUUAUAGGAGCAUCAGUACAAGGCUUGGAAUAAAUUGCUAGGCUGUAGGGAGAAGUUCCAAUAUUUGUUUGUGAACUCUUGGAAAUGUAUGUUUGGCUAUCCUGAUGUAUCUCUGAAGUGUUGUCUGAUAAAAAAUGUUCAAAUUAAGAUCGUGCACGUUCAAAUUUAAGCAAUAUAUAUGUUACAUAUGUUUGUGUUUGUGAAAUUUUUAUUCUAGUUUUUCAAUGAUUGGUCAUGAAGUUUUCAUUGUAUCCUGUUUAUCCAAUUAUGUAUCUUACUUUUGUCAGUUAAUUGUUCAUGUUCUUGUUUCAAUUUUACUCUUUUCAUUAUAAUUAAUGAUAAUCUUUUAAGAUAUCAUUCCUUACUGGACAUGGUCUGAAUUAUAUGUACCAUCUGUGGGAUGAAAAGACAAUAAAUGAACUGAAUACAACUUCGCAAUGGAAAUGUUAAAAGAUUAUUGAAAGAGAAAUUAUUGGUUUAAUAUUGCCAAAAUGCUUUGUAUGCCAUAAUAAUAUUACGGUGUCUCCUGAGAUGCCGAAAAUGUCUAAAUAUUUGUCAAGGGUUAAAGACUGUGUCCAUUGAUUGACUUUGUUACCAGUUUUUGCUUUAGUGUGCUUUCCGCUUGAUUGUUUGUACUCUAUUAGCCUACCUCUCAUAGUAACUGUAAAAAGAAUAGUGAAUAACCUCAUAACUCAUUCUGCACUGGACUGCCGUGAUGCUCAACAGUUAUUUACUCCAGUUAAGGAUAAUCCUUACAAAACCACGUUUUUUAUUUUUCAUUGUUCGAGACAUUGAUAGUUUUUCUUAUCUGUAACCAUAGAUAAAAGAGAACAUCUUGAGAAUUUAUAACUUAAAUGAUAAAACGACCCUUUGCAGAUUGAGUUGUAACCAGUUCACGCCAAGUGUAAAAUCGCAUCAACUCAAAUGCAGUUAUAUUGCUUGGUAUUCUUGCAGAAGGGGGCAUUAUGAAAUGUUCUUUACUUAUGAAUUAGCUAGUUUUACACUUUCCAGUAUCAUGAUUCAAUUUGUUAAAAUUUUAAGUAAAGAAUUUAGUUAAUGUGGAUUUUAUUGUAUUCUUUCCAGUGUUGGUAUCUUUUGUAAGAUAUGAUUAAAAAAUAUGUUCAUUUUAUCAGGAAAAAUGUUAAUAGUGCCCUGGGCUUUAAGAACUUGAGAAACAUGUUUGGAAGGUCUGUUGCAGGACAUAUAUCAGUUUGUUUUACUCAUUUGUAACCUUGACAAUGGUGUUUAAAUACUUUUUAUUGGUUAAUUUAUGUGCACGGAAAAGGUUGAGGUAACCUCAAUGUUCAUAAAGCCCAGUUCACACUGACCUCUCAGCCCCUAAACCAUUUAAGCUCAAAACUCUCAUGUGAAACAAUUCUUCAGCUGGACAUUGUAAUACUUACAUAGUUCUCAAAUUGUGUAUUGCGUCUUGUAUUUUUUACAUGUGAAAACGUUUAAUAAAAAUAUAUAAUAAA